CAGUUGUUUCCGGAAGUUUAAAACAUGACUGCUGUUGUUGUCUCCGCGGGUCGCGGCGUUUGAACAGCUGUUUGUGUUUUAUCCCUCAGGUUUGCCAGCGGACAUUUAAAGCCUCGUUAUGCGGACUGAGUUGGUCUUUCUGGUUUUAGCCUCUUGCUGCGUCUCAGAGUCGAGGAGAAGAAACGUGCUUCUGAUAAUUGCUGAUGAUGCAGGCUUUGAAACAGAGGUCUAUAACAACUCGGUGGUCCACACCCCCCACCUGCGCGCUUUGGCCCGGCGGAGCGUGGUGUUCAGGAACGCCUUCACAUCCGUGAGCAGCUGCUCCCCCAGCCGCUCCGCCAUCCUCACGGGCCUGCCGCAGCAUCAGAACGGCAUGUAUGGCCUCCAUCAGGGAGUUCAUCACUUCAACUCAUUCGAUGGAGUACAGAGUCUGCCGCUUCUACUCGGCCAAGCCAACGUACACACAGGAAUAAUCGGGAAGAAGCACGUUGGUCCAGGCUCUGUUUACCCUUUUGAUUUUGCUUACACGGAGGAAAACAACUCCGUGCUCCAGGUGGGCAGGAACAUCACCCGGAUCAAACUCCUGGUCCGCAAGUUUUUCCAGACCCAUAAGGAGGAAGCAGCUGAACGAAGGAGAGCGAGAGGCGUGGGAAUAAGCAGCAAGCCAGAUGUAGAAGAGGAGGAGAGGCCGUUUUUCCUUUAUGUGGCCUUCCAUGACACCCACCGGUGUGGCCAUUCGCAGCCCCAGUAUGGCGCUUUCUGUGAGAAGUUCGGGAAUGGAGAAACGGGAAUGGGGAGAAUCCCUGACUGGACGCCAGUGUACUACACACCGGAGCAAGUCAAGGUUCCUCCCUUCAUACCCGACACACCCGCUGCACGAGCCGACCUGGCUGCACAGUACACUACAGUCAGCAGGCUGGAUCAGGGUAUUGGGUUAGUUCUUCAGGAGCUCCGGGACGCCGGCUACGACAACGACACUCUGAUCAUCUACAGCUCCGAUAACGGCAUCCCUUUCCCGAACGGCAGAACCAACCUGUACCAGUCUGGAACGGCCGAACCCAUGUUGGUUUCCUCCCCGGAGCACAGGGAGCGGUGGGGGAACACAAGCCAGGCCUACGUCAGCCUGCUGGACAUCACUCCCACCGUCCUGGACUGGUUUUCUCUUCCCUACCCAUCCUACCGCCUCCCCGAGGCUCCGUCCUUGCAGGUCCUCCUCACCGGCCGCUCCCUGCUGCCCGCUCUGACCUCCGAGCCCAGCGGCUGGGACACGGUCUACUCCAGCCAGUCGCUGCACGAGGUCACCAUGUACUACCCGAUGCGCUCCGUCCAGCAGGGGGCGUAUCACCUGCUUCACAACUUGCACUACCGCAUGCCUUUCCCCAUCGAUCAGGACCUGUACGUGUCCCCAACCUUUCAGGACCUGCUGAACCGGACCAGGCUGCAGCAGCCGACGCACUGGUUCAAGAGUCUGGAGGGGUACUACUACAGGGAGCGCUGGGAGCUGUACGACACCAGGACGGACCCUCUGGAGACGGAGAACCUGGCGUCAGACCCGUCACACAGCGGCGUGCUGGAGAACCUGAGACAGCUUCUGCAGAAAUGGCAGUGGACGACGGGAGACGCUUGGGUCUGUGGACCAGACUACGUCCUGGAGGAGAAACUGGAGCCACACUGCAGACCCCUCUACAACGGGCUCUGAUGCUACUUUCAUCUUAAUUAAUGUGAUUUAAAAAAGCUGAAGUGACACUUUUCCUAACUGUAUAUUUGUACGGUUUUAUAUUUUUGUAAUAGUGCUUU
Molecule: messenger RNA, 1797 nt
Organism: Fundulus heteroclitus (mummichog)
Lineage: Eukaryota; Metazoa; Chordata; Actinopteri; Cyprinodontiformes; Fundulidae
Gene: sgsh
Product: N-sulfoglucosamine sulfohydrolase (sulfamidase)
Exons: 9
Coding region: 119-1699 (526 amino acids)
Biological process (GO): heparan sulfate proteoglycan catabolic process; glycosaminoglycan catabolic process
Molecular function (GO): N-sulfoglucosamine sulfohydrolase activity
Source: RefSeq, a predicted model, not a curated record